This is a messenger RNA of Alligator mississippiensis (American alligator), 1449 nucleotides long. It is a transcript of the gene IL25, whose product is annotated as interleukin 25. The coding region runs from base 579 to 1076 and encodes 165 amino acids. The record is from RefSeq and is a predicted model, not a curated record. Gene Ontology annotation, molecular function: cytokine activity. NCBI's taxonomy places the organism in Eukaryota, Metazoa, Chordata, Crocodylia, Alligatoridae. Gene Ontology annotation, cellular component: extracellular region. The transcript has 3 exons.
GCAUGGUGGGUGGCAUGGGGCAGCGGGUCCUGGACACCUGGGUUUUUUCUCAGCUCUGGGAUAGCUGUAGAGGGGGUUAUAGAUAGACCUGGGGAGCCUGGAUACCUGGGACUCCCCUCCACCCCACCCCAAUCUGGGAGGAGGAGUGGACUGUGAUUCAUGGUGGGGUCUUUUGUUUCCAAAACCACAGGCCCAGGGAGAGAGGCUGAGGGAGCCUAGGACUCUAGGAGGUGGUGAUUUAUGAAACCUGCAUGCUGCCCCCUUCCCAGCCCUGCUGGCACCCCUCCCAACCCGCAGCCCCCUGACCCUACUGGUGCCCCUCACUCUGGACCUGCAGCCCCCUGCCCCACUCAGGGCCAGCUGGAGCCCCUCACUCCCAAGACCUGUGAUGGAUUGGCGUGUUGUGGGUGCUUGGAAAAUCUCCAGGUCAGCACUGAGUGUCCAGGAAAAAGCGGUUGUGGGUAGUUUGCAUUUUGAUGAUAAGAUGGAAAUACCUCAUCCAUAAAACCAGGGCUCCCAGCUCCAGCAUGAUCAGAGCACCAGACUCACUGCUCCCUGUCAGGACCUGACCCUCAGGAAUGAAGCUGGCCGCUAUCCUGAUGCUACAGGCCGUGGCCGUGGCCAUGGCUCAGCACUGCCUCAGCCCCUCGCACUGCUGCGGCCAAGCCGAGGUGGAUGGGGCAGGUGCCCAGCUCAGCUACGGGCAGCCCCGGGCCCCGCAGCCGGGGUCCUGCAAUGUCUCAACUACUCCUGGCCCAGGGCUCAGGUUACCAGGUCCCUGCCAUGCCAACCCCAAUGGCCCCCUCAACGCACGGGCCAUCGCCCCCUGGGACUUCUGGGAGGACUGUGACCCCGCACGCUUCCCCCAGCGCCUGCUGCAGGCGCGCUGCCGCUGUCGCCACUGUGUCUCGCUGCGGAAGCCCCAGAGCCAGGACCUGGGGGGCAACUCCAUGCCUGUGAACGUCAACCUCACCGUCUACUACAGACAGCCCUGCCCCGGCCGCACUGGUGCCUUCUACCUCGAGCCGCGGCCCUACCAGGUGGUCGUGGCCUGCGUCUGCCUCCUGGCCAGAUGAGCCCCCUGGGCAGGGGACAGGAUCAGGACCCCCUGCAAGAUAGGACCCCUGCAUCAGGCUGCACCCUGGACUGGGGUCCCCUCAGAUUAAUCCCCACAGGAUUGAUGCCUUUUUCUCCCACUCCCCAUCAUCCCCAAGGAUAGGAUGCCCCAGGAUCAGGUCCUCUCAGGAUCUUCCCCUCACUCCUCUAGGAUCAGUCCUCACAGGGCUCUGCCCGGAGUCUGGUUCUCCCUGGUGGCUGUAGGUGCCAACAUGGGGGCAUCAUAGCACUGAGGUUUGGGGGGUCCUCAGGUCUGAUUUGAGGGGGUGCAGUAGGUCCAGGCACGGGCAGGACCCUGGGUGCCUGGCUCGGGGCUCAGCCCCUGGGAGGGCA